Messenger RNA from Cucurbitaria berberidis CBS 394.84, 4050 nucleotides. RefSeq lists its product as uncharacterized. The transcript is spliced from 5 exons. Gene Ontology annotation, cellular component: endoplasmic reticulum exit site; COPII vesicle coat. Gene Ontology annotation, biological process: endoplasmic reticulum to Golgi vesicle-mediated transport; intracellular protein transport; endoplasmic reticulum organization. The record is from RefSeq and is a predicted model, not a curated record. Gene Ontology annotation, molecular function: protein binding; structural molecule activity. The coding region runs from base 172 to 3876 and encodes 1234 amino acids. Lineage: Eukaryota; Fungi; Ascomycota; Dothideomycetes; Pleosporales; Cucurbitariaceae.
GAAGCACGUCGAGGCCUUACCUUUGGUUCCGCGUAUUGACACAUUUCCAGACACAGGACCUCCACGUAUACCUCUCUAUAACUCUUUAAGACUGUCUCACUACUUGUCAGACUUGAUUUUGUCUCUAUUCACAAUUCGCUAGUCUGACACCUCGGUGCGAUCUCGCCCACCAUGGUCCGUCUACGAGAAAUCCCCAGGACCGCCACAUUUGCCUGGUCGCCAGGCUCUACGCAGCCAUUGAUAGCUACUGGUACCAAGGCUGGUGCUGUCGACGCCGACUUCUCAAACGAAACACAAUUGGAGAUCUGGGAGCUCAAGCUGGACGAGGGUGAUCAGGGAGUCGAGCUCCAACCUGUGGCCUCUGUAAACGUAGAGUCAAGGUUCAAUGACAUUGCCUGGAGUCAGCCUAGCGAGCAGUAUCCACGGGGAAUCAUAGCUGGCGCACUUGACAGCGGCGCAUUAGUACUAUGGGAUGCGGACAAAUUGCACACAGGUGCUAGUGACGCCCAGAUUGAGCAAAUCAGCAAGCACACUGGUCCCAUCCAAGCGAUACAAUUCAAUCCGUUCCGCCCGUACAUCCUCGCCUCGGCAGGCGCUAAAGGCGAGCUUUUCAUCCACGAUCUCGACGACGAAUCGAAGUCCUUCCGCUUAGGCAAGGCCGGCGCGAAUCCUGACGAGUAUACCACCUUGGAUUGGAACAAGAAGGUUGCACACAUCCUUGCGACUGGAAGCAGCGGGGGCUUUGUGACUGUCUGGGAUGUCAAGGGCAAGAAAGAGAAUCUCACAUUGAAUCAUUUUGGAAGGAAGACAGUCAGUGCUGUCUCGUGGGACCCCGAUGUUCCCACCAGACUAGUAACUGCUAUUCCGACCGAUCAGAAUCCGCUUGUGCUGGUAUGGGACCUCCGCAACACCAAUGCACCCGAGAAGACGCUUCAGGCGCACGACCAGGGUGUGCUGUCACUCUCUUGGUGUGCGCAGGACAGCAACAUCCUAUUGUCAUGUGGCAAGGACAAUAGGACGAUUGCCUGGAACCCGCAUAGCGGCGAACAAUUGGGCGAGUUUCCAGUCGUGACGAACUGGACCUUUCAAACAAGGUUCAACCCUUCAAAUCCGAAUUUUCUCGCUACUGCAUCGUUUGAUGGCAAGAUUGCAGUUCAGACCCUGCAGAACACCGGAGCCACAACAAACCAGACCAAGGCUGCUACUCAAGCGCCCGAAGGCGAGGACUUUUUUGCCCAGACACACGCCGAACCUCAAGGCGCAUCUUUCUCGCUGAAAACACCACCGAAGUGGCUGAAGAGAAGAGCUGGUGUGGCUUUCGGCUUUGGCGGAAAGCUCGUACGAUUCGGCAUCGUCGACUCCAAGUCGAAGGUCACGAUAUCGACAUUCGCAGUAGAUUCAGACAUUAGCACUGCUGGCGAGGAGUUUGACAAGGCUUUGGAGAAGGGUGACCUCACUUCGAUUUGCGAGUCCAAGAUUGCCAAGGCGGCCAACGAAGAAGAGAAGGCGGACUGGACGGUUAUCGAGACUCUGACUUCAAAAAAUCCACGCAGCAAGCUUGUCGAAUACCUUGGCUUUGCAGACACUAAAGAGGAGGAGCCAGUGGAAGAAAAGAAGGAAGUUCAGACCAAUGGCGACACUGACGAGGGCGCCUCAUUCUUCGACAACGCGACCGACGAGGGCAACUUCUUAUCUGAUCUUGCCGCUUCAAAGGGCGCGAAGACGAACAACCCGUUCCAGGUAUAUUCUGGAUCCGAGUCAGAGGCCGAUACGAAGAUCACCCGCGCUCUCAUGCUAGGAAAUUUCAAUGCAGCAUUGGAUGUGUGUCUGAAGGAGAAUCGAUUAUCAGAUGCUUUCAUGAUCGCAAUCUGCGGUGGAGAGAAGUGCAUCGCUAAAGCGCAAGCUGCGUACUUCAAGAGGCAGUCAGAUGCACCCAACUACCUGCGACUUCUUGCGUCAGUAGUAGGGAAGAACCUCUGGGAUGUUGUCUACAACGCCGAUCUCAAGGAUUGGAAAGAGGUUAUGGCCACCAUCUGCACCUUUGCCGACCAGUCGGAAUUUCCUGACCUCUGCGAGGCGCUGGGUGAUCGUCUAGAAGAGGCCAUCUCAGAAGACACACGUUCCUUCCGAAAAGAUGCAACCUUCUGCUUCCUGGCUGGUUCCAAGCUGGAAAAGGUUGUGGUGAAUUGGGCGCAAGAGCUCCAGGAGAACGAGGCUACUGGUAUUGAGCAGUCGAGCGGAGAUAACAGCUUCUCGAUUCAUGCACGAUCAUUGCAGGAAUUCAUUGAGAAAGUCACCGUGUUUCGAAAGGUGACCGCAUUCAAAGAUCCGGAGCAGCAGAAAGAUGACGACUGGAAGCUGGAGCCACUGUACGCGAAGUAUGUCGAGUAUGCUGACAUCACUUCCUCCCACGGACAGCUAGCAAUUGCGGAGAAGUACCUGGACCUACUUCCUCAAAAGUACCCAGCAGCGGAUGUGGCCAGGAAUCGCGUCAAACAGGCUACGAGGAAGGCUGCACCACAAGCAGCGGCUGCUCAGAGACAAGCUCAGCCCGCUCUUGCCCAACGAGGUCAGCGGGUGGUUCCCUCGUAUGGAGCUACCCCGGCACAACAGCCGGCACCGGUGCAGCAAACUGGCUCACCGUACGCUCCUGUCAAUCCUCUUGCACCGCAGGCACAGGCUGCUGUUCAGUCAUCGUACACGCCAGCAGCCCCGAGCCGGAGCGCAUACACUCCAGUUGGAUACCAGCCGCCCUCACAGCCAGGCUAUGGUGGAUAUCAAGCGCAACAGCAGCAUCCAAUUGCACCUCCUCCACGCAACUUUGCAGACUCACCGGCCAUUGUGCCAGCGGCACAUCGACCCAACAUUCCGGCCUGGAACGAUACGCCAGACUUCGGUCCGCCAAAGCUAUCACGCCGCGGAACUCCGCUGAACACUGUAGCAUCGCCGUUCCCCAACCAGCAGCAGCCCCUCCCUGGUCCACCACAAGGUCCAUUCUCGCCAGGAGUAAGAUCAACUCCGCCUCCGCCUCCAAAGGGGCCGCCUCAGGGACCCCCUCGAAUGACCUCCCCGCCAUCCGGGGCACCACAAACCGGGGCCCCGAACCCGUAUGCUCCUUCGCCAGCAGUGAAUGCAUAUGCCCCGCCGCAACCUGGUGGCUUCGCGCCUCCACAGCAAGCUCCAGUCCAACGCGGAGCGUCUCCAUAUGCGCCUCCCUCUUCCGCCGCGCCACCAUCGAACCGCUAUGCUCCCGCUCCAGGCUCACAGCCUUCUGCACAACACGGGGGUAUGCCGCCACCCCGAAACAUCGCACCACCGCCAGGCCGAUUCUCGCCUGCCCCAUCGCCCUACGCGGCAUUGCCAACUCAGCAACAAGCGCCUCCUUCAGCUGCCCCGCCGCCCAGGGGUCCACCUCAAGGCCCACCGCGGGCCGGUCCUCCAGGCGGUCCUCAAGGUGGACCUCCAAGGCCAGACUCCCGACCUGGCACCUCACAGUCACAGAAUGCUCGUCCAGCGUCUGCAUCCAAGUAUCCUCCUGGCGAUCGGUCACACAUCCCCAAUGCAUCUCGCCCCAUUUACGAGAUUCUCGAAGCAGAUAUGCAGCGAAUAAAAGCCAAGGCACCCGCACAGUACAAGCAACACGUUGCCGAUACCGAGAAGCGACUUAAUAUUCUAUUCGACCAUCUCAAUAAUGAAGAUCUGCUCAAGCCAGAUACUAUUCAGCAGAUGAAUGAGUUAGCGAGCAACAUCCAGGCCAAACAGUACGAUGAGGCGGUUGCAAUCUUCUCGGAUUUGAUGACGAAUAAGACGGAUGAGGGGAGCAACUGGAUGGUUGGUGUUAAACGGUUGAUUCAGUUUAGCAAGUCGACUGCUUAAACUGUCGUAGUAGCUUUACUAAUCAUUGCGAUCAAAAGUCUACAAGAGGCAAGGCUAAAAGAAACAGAUGGGUGUCCCCUGGGCGUGGCCGAUUAGCGGGGUAAGCUUGAUAGAGAAAAUGAAUAUACAAUGAAUCUUGGUCGCUAGUUGUAAGAUGUUCUACGAGACCUUUAC